AUGGGAAACACAAUCUCCUACACCAAAACCCCAGUCGACCUCCCCCUCGGCCCCAAAGGCACAAUCCGCGGCCUACAAUUCGACACCAAAUCCCGCCGCUACGCCGGAAUCCCCUACGCCCUCCCACCCACCGGCUCGCACCGCUGGCGCAAGCCGCGCCCCCUCCCACCAAACCACACCUACAGCAGCAAUCCCAACACCCCCUACGACGCAACGCAAUUCAAACCCAUCUGCCCGCAAAAGGCCUACCACGUCGGCGGGAGCGCCGAAGGCGGCAACGGCGCCUACAGCGAGGACUGCCUAUUCGUGAACAUCUGGACGCCUGUCCCAGACCCUUCGAGCCCCGACAAAAAAUGGCCCGUCAUGCUCUGGCUACAUGGGGGUUGGUUCCAGAUGGGCGACCCCAGCCAAGAAGCCGGCAUGGACCCGACGGAGCUGAUCGCGACGGGGAAGCUGGAUGCGAUCGUGGUUGCGAUCGGGUAUCGACUGAACGUGUUUGGGUUCCUUGCGGGCCCGGAUUUGUUAGAGGAUGAGGACGAGAAUGGGAUCUCGGCGGGGAACUUCGGGCUCUGGGAUCAGCGCCUUGCGGCGGAGUGGGUGUAUGAGAAUAUUGGGCUUUUUGGGGGAGAUCGGGAGAAUAUUACCCUUGCUGGACGGAGCGCUGGGGCGUAUAGUGUUGAGGCGCAGAUGUUGUAUGAGUUUCGGGGAGAUGGAGCUGGAGAAAGAACCGGUGGGCGAGCGCUGUAUAGGCGGUUCUUCAUGGAUUCGAAUGCCAUCCCCGCGCAGCCGAAAUCGUUGAGGGAUGCGAAGGAGCAGUUUGAUGAGCUCUGCUCGUACUUCAAUAUUGACUUGGGGAGCUCGAGUGCGGAGAAGCUUGCGAAAUUACGCCAGAAGACACCCCAGGAGCUUGUUGCUGCCAUUCCUAAUCUGAAGAACCAUACCUUCCGGCCUGUUACCGACGAUCUCUUUAUCCACCAGGGAAUGGCCGAGUAUCUCGCAAGCAAGGAGUUUGCCUCAGAGUUCAAGACGCGAAAAGCGCGGCUGUUGAUCGGCGAGGUCCUGAACGAGGAGACGCUAUACUCGACGUAUAACAGCCCAACGGAGCCCACGGUUGAAGCACUGCGCACGCAAAUCGGUAACUACUACGCACCCGACGUGACGGAGAGGGCAUUGCAGUGCUAUAAGCUGCCGGAGUCGAAGGAUCUGGACGAGUGGAAGAAGUUGUUUGGCCAAAUUAUAUCCGACGGCCAAGUCCGCGCCCCUUCUCGCGCUCUCGUCUCAAAUCUCGUCUCCAACGGCGUCGACUUGGCCGAUAUAUGGCGGUACCAGAUUGCCUACCGACUGUCGUUCAUCAAUGAAAAAGUAGCCCCGAUGUCCUUCGGCGUCGCGCAUGCCAUGGAUAAGCCUUUCUGGAACUUCUCAAUCUGCUACGGUCCGACAUCCGGAGAAAGGAAACUGAUGGAAGACUGGAUCGAGAAUCUCGUUGCGUUUGUGAAUGAUAAACAAGAGUUUGAGUUUGGGACGAAGACCGCGCAGGAGAUGAAGGUUGUUACGCCUGAAGGGAGGAUUGAGGUUAGGAGUGAUGAGCGGUGGGAGGAGUUGUUGAGGAUUGGGGAAAUGUUUGCUCAGUAG
This is a messenger RNA of Aspergillus mulundensis, 1632 nucleotides long. RefSeq names its product Carboxylic ester hydrolase. The record is from RefSeq and is a predicted model, not a curated record. The transcript is spliced from 3 exons. Lineage: Eukaryota; Fungi; Ascomycota; Eurotiomycetes; Eurotiales; Aspergillaceae. Bases 1 to 1632 code for a protein of 543 amino acids.